Molecule: messenger RNA, 1452 nt
Organism: Penicillium maclennaniae
Lineage: Eukaryota; Fungi; Ascomycota; Eurotiomycetes; Eurotiales; Aspergillaceae
Exons: 3
Coding region: 1-1452 (483 amino acids)
Biological process (GO): metal ion transport; transmembrane transport
Cellular component (GO): membrane
Molecular function (GO): metal ion transmembrane transporter activity
Source: RefSeq, a predicted model, not a curated record
AUGGCGACUCUGGAGAGGAUCGGUCGCAGGGGUCGUCCGUGGCACAGAGCUGAUUUCAUCGAAGAUGGAAUCAGGGACCUGUUCGCAGAAGAACCAAAGCGUGUGAGGGAUGGACGCAAAGUUGCCAGGCUUUGGGCCGACAUUGUCGUCAGACGAACGUCCAAGGAACCCAUACUCAUGGUUGAUUCGGAGGAGAACAAUAAACUACAGCAUAAGGUCAUCGUCGAGCAUAUUGCACCUCGCCAGGCAGUCAUAGUCGAUCUAGACCGGAUGUUUCGAACAUCGCGGUUAACCACGGAUUUCGGGAAGAAACUAGACGAAACUAAGUCCACCCAAACAGAGAUCUGUGAAGCGCUUGGGUCCCAUAAUAGACCAAUUAGCUUGGUCAAACCGGUGUUCCAGAUUAUCAGACAAGAUACUUUGACCCUUCUCAAGCGGCUACGCCGGAUUCUCGACGAAGUGGAAAUUGAAAUUUUAGAUGACACAAAGAUUGAGGAUCGAUUGGCCUUAUGGCGUCAGCUCAUCUGCCAGCUCAAAAUCAGCCUGGGACCUUUUAUUACUUUCCUCGGCACCAUCUAUCCUCCAAAUGCUGCUGAAGAGGGUGUGUCUAUCGCUUCAGAGGUUACGCAGGAUCUGCACAAGCUUUCAAAGGACAUCGAUCAAAUGGUCGACCGACUUCGGAAAACGUCAACGUCCUUAACUUCAAAUAUAGGUCUGUUAGAUAGCCGACGCUCGAUCGACGAAAAUCGUGCUGUGACCAGGCUUACCCAGCUCGCAUUCGUGUUUAUCCCCUUGUCAUUCGCGACAUCAUUCUUCGGCAUGCAAGUCGAGCCCUUUACCAAACCCAACUUCUUCGUUGUGGCAACUGUGGUGACAGGAUUCUCUUAUUUGAUGCGGAUGACUAUGCGCAGCCAGUGGCUCGCUCGUCUCAAGGCAACUAUGACGUACGAUGUCAGAAAAUAUACAGAAAAACACGGCCAGCCUGUCCAACCUCGAUCACUUCCAAUGCUCCUCGUCUUUCGGUGGCUCAGAAGCCGGCUUUGUGUGGGCAUUAUCAAACCCUGGCAAUGGACUGUCAAAAGCGGUCUUGGGGUAGCAGAGAAGCUCUGGGCUGUGUUCGGCUUCGCAAUCAGCUUUAUUCUGUUGGAUUGCGCAGUUUCAGCGGCGCCGAUCGCCAUGCUCUGGACGCGAGAGCUGGAUUCUGGUAUUCAUGGUGCCGUAAUCAUUGCCAUUGUGAUCAUUGUCAUUGCGUUUGUGGGCGUCCCGUUCUGGUACUGGUCUGAACCAGACUUUCGUAAUGCAUUACCAGAACUUAUCAUACACGGGAUCCGUAGCAUUCCUCAGUGGGUUCGGAUGGCAUUUCUCUUGUUGAUCACGACCACCACAUUCAUUGCGAUUCCGGUGGUACUGAUUUGGACUCGUCCCUUGCUACUGGCAUCAAGGGUGGGCUAA